AUGGACAUGGGCAUUGUGAACGCGGUGCAGGUCAAGAACGACGUCUAUGAGAAGAUUGACAAGGAGCUCCUGGAGUUUGUGGAGGACGUGCUGCUCAACCGCUGCGAAAACGCAACAGAGCGCAUGAUGGAGUACGCCGCAACCCUGGACCCCCACUCCAAGCCCACCGCCGUCAAGCGGCUCGGCGCGGCGGCCGGCGACGCGGGCCCCAAGAAGGCCGCCGCGGCGAGCUGGCGCGACCUGCCGGUUGAGAAGCGGCUGGAGCAUGCGCUGGUCAAGGGCAUCGAUGAGUUUGCGGUGGUGGACACCGAGGAGGCGCGCUCUUGUGGCCGCUACCCCAUGCCGCUCAACGUGAUCGAGGGGCCGCUGAUGGACGGCAUGAACGUGGUCGGGGACCUGUUCGGCGCUGGAAAGAUGUUCCUGCCGCAGGUUAUCAAGUCGGCGCGUGUGAUGAAGCGCGCCGUGGCGCACCUGCUGCCAUUCAUCGAGGAGGAGAAGCGCAAGGCCGGCGGCGACAUGACCGUGGAGAGCAACGCGGGCGUGUUUGUCAUCGCGACCGUCAAGGGGGACGUGCACGAUAUCGGCAAGAACAUCGUGGCGGUGGUGCUGGGCUGCAACAACUUCAAGGUCAUCGACCUGGGCGUGAUGACGCCCUGGGACAAGAUCCUGGACGCUGCCCAGGAGGCGAAAGCUGACGUCAUUGGUCUCAGCGGCCUCAUCACCCCCUCCCUGGACGAGAUGGUGACCGUCGCCAAGAAGAUGGAGGAGCGCGGCAUGAAGACGCCGCUGCUGGUUGGCGGGGCGACCACCAGCAAGAUGCACACGGCGGUCAAGGUGGCGCCGGUGUACUCGGGGCCGGUGGUGCACGUGCUGGACGCCAGCCGCAGCGUGCCCGUCGUGCAGGCCCUGGUGGACAAGAACGCGGAGCAGCGGCAGGCGUUUGUGGAGGAGGUGCGGGAGCAGUAUGCCGAGCUCAGGGAGGAGUUCUACGCCGGCCUGGAGGACAGGAGCUCACCAGUAGCACACCAGCAGGAGCAACAUCAGCAGCAGCAGCAGCAACAGCAGCAGCAGUACCUCACCCUGGCCCAGGCCCAGGCCAAGGCCUUCAAGGUUGACUGGUCAGACCCGGUCAACCGCCCCGUGCGGCCGGCGCUGCUGGGCACCAAGCUGUUUGAGAACUAUCCCAUUGAGGACGUGGUCGAGUACAUCGACUGGAACCCCUUCUUCCAGGUGUGGCAGCUGCGCGGGCGCUACCCGAACCGCGGCUACCCCAAGAUCUUCAACGACGCCACCGUGGGGUCUGAGGCGAAGAAGCUGUUCCAGGAGGCGCAGGACAUGCUCAACGACUUCAUCGCCCGCAAGCGCGUCCGCCUUAACGGCAUCGUGGGCAUCUACCCGGCCAACUCUGUCGGCGACGACAUCGAGAUCUACAGCGACGACGCCGCGCGCGGCGAGGUGCGCGCGCGCUUCUACGGGCUGCGCCAGCAGGCGGAAAAGGAGGGCGACGAGCCGUACCUGUGUGUCUCGGACUUCAUCGCGCCGCGGGAGACCGACGUGCCGGACUACCUGGGGGCGUUUGCGUGCAGCGCGGGCCACGGGCUGGAGGAGGUGGUGGCGGAGUACAAGGAGGCAGGGGACGACUACAGCUACAUCAUGGCCGAGGCGCUGGCGGACCGCCUGGCGGAGGCGUUUGCCGAGAAGCUGCACGAGCUGACGCGGCGAGAGCUGUGGGGCUACGCGCCUGACGAGGCGCUGAGCGUGGACGAUAUGCUCAAGGUCAAGUAUCAGAUGUGA
Monoraphidium neglectum is the source of this 1794-nucleotide messenger RNA. Its product is annotated as 5-methyltetrahydrofolate--homocysteine methyltransferase. NCBI's taxonomy places the organism in Eukaryota, Viridiplantae, Chlorophyta, Chlorophyceae, Sphaeropleales, Selenastraceae. The record is from RefSeq and is a predicted model, not a curated record. The transcript is spliced from 11 exons. The coding region runs from base 1 to 1794 and encodes 597 amino acids. Gene Ontology annotation, molecular function: metal ion binding; methionine synthase activity; cobalamin binding.